AAAACACAUCAAUGUCUGACUGAUAAGAAACUGAAAUGCUGCUUUUUCAACUUACAUUUAGCUUGUGGCUUACUAACGGUCCUGCAGUGGUAGAUUCUCAGAAGCAAGGGCUUGAUAAACUUCGUUUUAAAAAUGGUAACAACCCAUGUUCUGGAAGAUUGGAGGUAUUUUAUAAUGGUCUGUGGGGACUUGUUUUCCAGAGUAAAUGGAGCCAAAAAAACAGUGAAGUUGUCUGUAGACAGCUGAGAUGUGGUAGUGAAGUAACAACACAGUUUGGUCUCAACUUUGAUUCUGAAUUGCCAAAUAACAUCUUUGAAUCGGAUGUCAACUGCAAUGGUGAUGAAGAAUCCCUUUCCAAAUGCAGAAAUAAUAACUGGAAAAUCAAAACAAAUAGUCCCAUCUUUAAUCAUGUUAACAUAAAGUGCUCAGAACAAGUGUCCUUAAGUCUUUCUGGUGGUGAUCAUCCCUGUGAAGGACGAGUGGAGAUUACAUACAAAGAGAAGAAAGGAAUCAUUUGUGACAAAAAUUGGGAUAUAAAUGAAGCAAAUAUUGUAUGUAAGGAAUUGCAGUGUGGAACUGCAGUAAAUGCAUACAUAGAUGGAGAAUAUGGCAAAGGUCCAAAUGAGAUUUGGAUUAAUACAUUAAACUGCAGUGGAAAUGAAGAUUUUAUUUGGCACUGUGGCAAAAAAACACCGGAACAAUGUCAGUCUAAUUAUGCCAGUGUGGUUUGCAAUGGCAUUACGAAGGUGAUAUUGGAUGGGGAUAACUCAGACUGUACUGGAACAUUAAAAGUGUUGGAAAAUGGUAAAUGGAAGCCAUUGCCUGCUAACUAUACCUUUAAAGAUCAUACUACUAAUUGUUCACAGAAGAAAUGUGAGUUUGUAAGUGUUAUGAAGAACAGCAGCUUGGAGUCUGUCAAUCUUACAUGCUCAGAAAAAUUGAAAGUGUCUUUAAGGAAUGAACGGGACACUACCAAGGAGUGCUAUGGCACAGUUUAUGCAUCAAUCAAUCAUACAAUGAUGCCAGUUUGUUCCAACAAAUGGGACAAACUUGAUGCACAAGUUGUUUGUAAGGAGCUUGACUGUGGCACGGUUAUUUCUUUUGGCCCAGCCCUAGGAGUGGAACAUGGAAUACGUGACUACUUUCACUGCACUGGCAAUGAGUCAGGUCUGUGGGAGUGUGGUUCUCAGCCUCCACCUGAAGAGCUUUGCAGACCAGCCACCGUGGUGUGCAACGAAAGUGUGAAGUUACGCUUUGCUAAAGGAGAUGCCUGGACAUGUGCUGGAAGGAUAGAGGUGUCUGUGAAGGGUAACUGGGAAUCAGUAUGUAGCGAUAAGCUUAACCAUAAUGAGCUGUGCAAAAAACUGGAAUGUGGCAAUAAAAUUAAAAAAAAGGAUGUGUUCGGAAAGGGUGCAAGAACAAAUCAGGAUAUCUGUACCUUUAUGUCAGAGCUGUGUGAAGAAAACAAGAAGAUGACGUGCAAUAGCAAUGAAGACAUUGGCAUCAUUUGUGAAAAGCACAAGAGGCUACAACUGUCUGAAGGCAACAACUCUUGCUCUGGCCUUGUUGAGAUCUUUCAGGAUGACACAUGGAAAAGACUGAGAGGAGAUCUCUGGGACCUGUCAGCUGCCACAGCUGUAUGUCAGCAGCUGCAAUGUGGAACAGCCCUGAGUAUAGAAAGAAAGGAAGAAAAUAGCACAGUGCCAUUCUGGGAUGAGACCUUCAGAUGUACUUCUAAUGAAAAAUCUUUAUUUGAUUGUCAAGUAAUACAAAAUCAUCUUAAACAAAAUAUGUCAGCUUCAGUGACAUGUUCAGAUACAGUGUCAGUGAGACUUGAUGGAAAAAUGAGUAACUGCUUAGGAUAUGUGGAGGUGUGCUUUGGAUCAACUUGUCACCCUCUUUGUUCAGACAGCUGGAGUAUAGCAGAAAGUCAAGUGAUAUGUCGAGAACUGAAAUGUGGUAAUCCAGUAGAGGUGAACACAUACACAGAAACUGCCCAAAAUGGGCAAUCUUUAAAAUCUGUCCACUGUAACGGUGAUGAGAAGUUUUUUGGUCAUUGUCUCUUUAUGGAUAAUGCUACAGAAUGCCAAAAAAAGAAUAAGGCAUAUGUAGUUUGCACAGAGAGUGUGAAGCCUCGAUUGGUGGAUGGUGAACACCGAUGUUCUGGAAGAGUGGAAAUCUUUUACGCUGGAACCUGGCAGUCAGUGUGUAGCAGUAAAUCCUUUAAUACACAGUUCGGAAAUGCAUUAUGCAAGCAGUUAAGAUGUGGUGAAUAUGAUCAAAGUUUUACUUACGUCACCAAAAAAGAAAAAAAUGCAUUACAAGUUAAAAAAGAGUGUGCUGGAGACGUUAAAACACUCUCUGACUGUUUACAGAUGAGCCAGCAGUCCUGUGGUGCCUACGCUCUUGGUCUACAGUGUUCUGAAAAUAUGGACAUAAUUCUUCAGGACUCAAGUGGCAAAAACCCCUGCUCUGGAAGAGUGAUGAUAAGGUAUCAAAAAAGACUGAAGCCAGUGGUCAGCAUGGGAUGGAACAUAUCAGAAGCAACAGUUCUUUGCCGACAGCUGCAUUGUGGAAAGCUAUUAGAUGUGAAAGAGGAAACUGGAAACUUUCACAAUUAUAAAAACUGGAUGGAAUUUCAGUUUAAAUGUAAUGGCAAUGAAAGCAGUAUCUGGGAUUGCCAAACUUAUACUCAGAAUCUCAUCAUUAACACACCUGUCCAUGUGACUUGUACAGACGAAGUCAACAUAUCACUAAAAGAUGAAUACAAUGAAGACAGUUGCUCAGGCUUUCUCCACAUUACCAAAAAUGGUACUCAGGUCAGACUGAGGGGUGAAGGCCUACAAGAACAAGAGGCAAAUGUGUUAUGCAAAGAAAUGAAUUGUGGAUCAGUUCUCACACUGAAAACUAGCAAUUUACCAAUGCCAGUUCAUUCAGACCAAGAGGAAAUGGUUAUGGACCAUAUUAAGUGUUUAAACAAUGAAUAUAAGUUGUGGCAGUGUGGCAAAAUUUUAUCUGGAAACGUUAGUCGUAACAUGCCAACAAUGGAAACCAUGGUUGUGUGCGAAGAGGGAUUUGAUGUAGACCUUUCAUAUUGUGGAGGCAAGCUGAUAAUACAUGGACACCCAAAUGGUGUGUGUCCUGAAGGGUUUACAAAGAAUGAAGGUGAUAAGGUGUGCCAGAAACUACAUUGUGGAAAUAUGAAGUCCUUCAGUACAGAAGAUGCUUCUCCUCAAGAAAAACCACAAGUACUUCUAAACUGUAAUCAUGAAAAGGAACUCCCAAAGUGCCUUAAACGCAAGGAAUGCCCUAAGAAUAAAUAUAUUACACUGUUCUGCACAGAUUACUUAAGUCCAAACUCGGGAGUACCAGUGCUACUUACUACAGCUUUGUCGAUUGGCCCCAUCCUGCUUCUUGCAGGCAUUGUACUCUUUGUGCUUUGGCUAAGGAGACGUAGAAAGCAAAAACAACCAGAAAAUACAAAUAAAAGGUUUUCAAUACAAAAUGGCAGUUUAUCUGACUAUGAAGAUAUUGAAGAUGGCUUUCCUGAUGAACUUCCUAUGGUACGGCAUGGGUUAGAGAAUCAGCCAGAUUUAACAGAGAAAGAGAAACUUGAAAAAUCAAGCCUCAGUGCCAACAGCUCAUACUUGUUGUUUGACACUGACGGGGAAAUGGAGAAGAGAGUGGAACAGAAGGAUACUGCAAAGGGGUCUCAGGAUGAUAUUGCUAUGAAGGAGACAGCUUUUGACCAGGAAACACAGUUAGAUGAGGAUGGUGACAACCAGAUGUCUUUGGAGUUGCAGUUACAGGAUGAUUAUGAUGAUGUGGACUGCAUCAACAUUUCAGAGCAAAACCGUUCCUCACCACAGUUGAUUGAAGGAAAUGAAGAAGGGGAGCAAUAAAUGCAGCCAAAUUACAGGCAAAAAGAAGAUCAAGGUGGGAAUCAAAUGGCUCUUCUUAAUGUCUAGCAGUUGAGCCAAAUAAAACAUUGAAAGGCAACAGAAAACCAGCUGAACACAGAGAUACUGGAUGAAUACAAGCAGAAAAUGUUGAGCUAUGCAAAUAUGUGAAAUUUAUUGCACCAUACUAUAGUCAAUUUGGCUUAUUCCAUUUCACUGUAAAAUAUACAAUAUACUGUAUAUAUAAAAUAUUUUAAGAGGAAUAGCUUUUUUUAUAAAAGUUAACCAUUUUUUUGACGUAUAAUGUCUUUGUGAAACUCAUCAAAUAUAACAAUCUGGCUGUCAUCUUUUAAAUAAUAUUUAUAUACAAUAGAUGCUUUUGAAUUUUUACAGUAUCUGAGUUCAACAUGAGAGACUGAAUGUGUAGCACCACAACAAUUUCACUCUGUGAAUCAGAAAACAUUUAUAUUAUACACCUAUAGCAAUAUAGCUUUGAGUGUAACUUGAAGCAAAUUUGAUUGUAUUUGUUAAAGCUUAUAAAAUACCAAGCACAGUGGGCUUGCUUUUUUAAGUUGGUUUUUGAAUAAUUUCAAAUCAGGAUGCAAUAAAUUGCCAUUGUAUAAAAGUCCAAAAUCUGCAUCAAAAUCUACACCCAUUUCUUCAGCCUUGCCUUCCCUGUUCAACAAGAUGUUGACCAUAAGGCUUACUAUAUCAUCAUCCUGCCUUUGUCUAAACCUCUCACUUUGAUUUGUCUCAAAACAAUCACAUUGAAAAGGUUGUGAUAUAGUAUAUGAAUAUUUUGACUUUCAUUCACAACUUGUUCACUGAGUCACUUGAGACUGAGUUAAUUUGGUUUUCCGCAGCAGAAUCUUCUUACUUUUGGUUAGUAUUUUAACCUUUCUACAGUUUUCUGUCUCACCGUUAUGAAUUUUGACCAGUGCAUAUUUGAAUGCUGGUUACCAUUUUAUUCACGUUUGCUUAAUUUAGUUAUUCAUCUGCUUUUGUUUAUGUUUUUCUGUCUUUCAUUUUUUUUCAAGUUUCACAUUUUUAAUUCUUGAUGACAAUGACUCCAUGCUCUUUAGCUGUUGGAAUCAUAUCGACAGAGUUUCUUUUUAACUUUAUUGCCCUUUUGAAAGAUUGAGAUGAAUCCAUAGUUUCAGGAAAAAAUCUCCACAGUCUGGAAAGGAACUGUAGACCAUGACUGGAGACUAUCAAUUUUUUUAGGCCAUACAUAUCAAAUAGAUAGUCAUAAAUUCCUUGUCCAAAGAAAAUAUUUUAGGGGCACAAAGUCUUUGAAAAACAGUUAACAAUUACUAUAAUACUGGUGGUAACCAUGUGAAAGAACCAAGGCCUAUUAGGUGAAGGAAUGGCUGUAAUAGCCCUAACAGACAACGAGAGGCUGGUUUAAUCUACUACAGAUUUAAGAAGCACACAGGUAGUUUCAAUUUCACUGGACAAACUGUAUUAGUCUACUAAAAUGACUCUUAAUAAACUCUUGAGUAUGUGAGAUACCUGGAUGAUCAAGGUAUAAAGAGUCAUGGCCCAAAAAUAGUACUUACGUUUUACAGUCCCCUGGGACAAAUAUAACUCCUCGGGGUUUAUACUCAAAGACAGUAGUUUGUGAGGUUUCACAGACAUAUGGUUCUUUGAGAGUUUCUGAUUUCUCAGUCAUAUUAAUGCCUAAAAAUUUAUUUUCAGAAGAAUAAAUUGCUGUUCUCAGCCUGGUUCAUCAAACUGUUGUGAAAGGACAUCUGUCUUUAGAUUUUUGUCUUUUUCUCUAUAAGAAAUUAUAAAAUUAAACUACAAACGUAUGCCCCCUAGCCCUAUAUUUGAAGCAUCUACUUCUACAAUAAAUGGUAAAGACACAUCUCGAUGUUUAAGAACAGGGGCUGUGGUAAAUGCUUCUUUUCAGCUUUUCGAAUGCUAUUUAAGAAUAUUUUUUCCAACAGAAUCUGAAUGUAAUUUUUGUAAAAAAUCACUAAAAUGCUUAAUUACAAUUUUUGGUAAUAAUUUGUGAAUCCUAUGACUCUCUUAACCUAUUUGACUAAGACAGACACCUUGCAUUGCAUGAUUGUUUUAAUUUUAGAAUUGUCCAUACUUAACCCAAAAUGAGAAAUUUGGUAUCCCAGGAAAAGGACACAGUAUUUAUGAAAUUUGCAUUUCCAUAAUUUUGCAAACAACUCAUUCUCACCAAGAUGAUUAAAGUACCUCCAGAAUGUUUAAAAUGUAGGUUUCCAAAAACCUUUUAAAAAAUUGAGAUAACAUCAAUUUACACUAAAACAUUAAUAUUCACUAGAUUAAGGAUAAUACCUGUCAUGAAAUCUUGAAAAGCUGUGGGAGCAUUAAUCAAUCCAUAAGUCAUUCCGAAGUUAGUCUCACUGAGCCAGAUGUAUAAUGCAUAAAACUGGGUGGGAAUAAUUAGACUUCUCAUUGAGGGUCACAUUUCUAAACCAAUCCAAUGCUUCAUGAAGGCAGUGUUCGAAGUAAGGUGGUGAUUUUGAACUGCAACGAUCAGAGGUGCUCUUGUUAACUUUGUCCAACAGAGAGCAAGCUUCUGAUUAUGAUAAACUGUCUAACAACUCUCCUACAAAGACCCCUAUUAAACAUAUAAAUGUGUGUUACAUGUGCAGAGAGCACACUGCACAAGCUAAAAAUAAAUAUAACCUUUUA
This is a messenger RNA of Polypterus senegalus (gray bichir), 6569 nucleotides long. RefSeq names its product scavenger receptor cysteine-rich type 1 protein M130. Gene Ontology annotation, cellular component: membrane. NCBI's taxonomy places the organism in Eukaryota, Metazoa, Chordata, Cladistia, Polypteriformes, Polypteridae. The transcript is spliced from 19 exons. The record is from RefSeq and is a predicted model, not a curated record. Bases 36 to 3902 code for a protein of 1288 amino acids.